GGAGGUGGACGGUGAGGGAGAACAUUGGGCGGAGCUUUGAGCUGCCAGAGGGAGAGAGAGUGCGGCUCGCUGGUAAGAAUCGCCUCCCUGCUUUUACUCUGCCGGCAAACUUUGCGCGUGGCUUGAACACUCCACCUUGUGUGUCUCUUCGGGCUCUCUUCUGUACGUGCAAAUGACCGGUGGUCGAGCGCGAGUGAGAGAAGAAUACGGAGGCGUGAGGGGGGGACAGCGGGGGUGCGAACUCCUCGCCGCCCGCACCAGAAAUAAAGAGUCGCGAGGAGAGGAGCAGCGCCGAGCUAGCUAGCUAGCUGCGAGAAGGGAAUAGAGGCGACGGCGACGCUCAGAGAAGGGAAGAGAAGAGAAGAGAAGAGCGGCGGAGACGCUGCUCUCUCGGGGUGGGGAUGAAGUUGUCGAGCGAUAGGCGUGGUGGGGGCAGACGGUGGGCGCCUCUUUCACUCCCCUCAAUUUCCCGAAGAGCGAAGUACGGAGCCACCAAUCCUCCCCCUUCCCCUCAAUCCGCGACGACAUCCAGAGGUGGCCGCGACGCAGGAAACUCAGGCUCUGUCCGCACAGUCGGCGCGGGACCGCGCUGCUAUUCAGAGCUACUCUGUGACGCACGUUUAUUUUACGUUACGUUAAUAUAAGAUUAGUAAUAAAAAAAAAGAAAAAUCAGAAAAGAAAAAAAACGAAACAAACUCUGUCCGAAUAUGGUGAAAUGUGAUAAAUUACGAUAAUUUAAAAAAAAUUGUACGACGUUGUUUGUUUUAUCGGAACGGUUUUCGAAUCGUACGUCGGUCCGAAUUGUUGAAUUUUUUUUUCUUUCUUUUUACUCGAAAUAUUUUUCUCCCCUUCGAAUCUAAUCGUUCGAAUUUCGAAACUUCGAUAUCGGACAAAAAUUGAAAUCGUAAACGAUACACGCACAAACGGAGAGAAAGAGACUUGGAGUAUAUAAGCUGAAAAAUUGUUGUUGUUGUUGAUAUUGUUGUUCUGUUGUUGUUGUUGUUCAUGUUGAUGUUGAUCCUGUUGUUCAUGUUCAUGCAUCGUUGAUUCCAGCUGUUUUUGUUGCGAGUCGACUCACGUACACAUCAACAAUUGUUAUCGAAGUUACAUCGUCGACGAAAAACAGUUUUUUUUUUUUUGGAAAAUUGUUUUUUUUUCCAUAAAAUGUUAACAUCGAAUCCAUCGAUCGGAAAAUCGACGAUACCGACGAUCGAAUCAUGUUGAUCGAAGAGAUGAUUUCUACUGUGAAUCGGUGUAACGAUACCGUCGAAUCACCGACGGAUAUUUGAAAUAAGAAAUACAAAUUUAAAGGGCUGAGUAUUCUCCGAAAUAUCUCAUUCAACGUCUCGUUAAAGUGAUUCGUUUAAAGGCCAGCGUGUAACGUCGGGGAUUUAAAGAGCCGCGCACCGCUCUUUAAAUAUCGUUUGGUUUAAAAUCCAUUCAUGAAACGCCAUCGUCCUACGUCCACGGAGGAAACUAAUCGAGAUAAUCAGGAGUGAAGUAAUUAAAAACUGACGACGAGGCGACCGCACAACGACUGCUGACGGGCAUUAAAUCUAUGCGGUUCGAUUUUCUUUGCCUUCGUAUCACAGAGACAGAAAUUUUUCGCAUCAACUUCAUCGACGGCGACGGAUGCAGCCGAGGGCCAGUAAAACCGCGUUUAACAAAUCUACAGUGUCUUAACUAAAAUCGUUCAUCGUUACGUACGUUGAAAAUAGAAAAUCCACGAACUGAGAUUUUUGUCUAAAAAAGAGAAGAAAAAAGAAAAAAAAAAAUCAAUUACUAAAAUUGUGAUAAUAGAAAUGUACAGGAUUUGAUUUAUUGUGAUACCGAAGUUGAGUGGAUGUGAAUUUUAUAUCGUAUUAAAAAAAAACCUAAUCGAACGUGGGUCCGAAAUCAAAAAUCUUCGAGACCUCGGAAGAACGUAAGUGGAACACGAUCGGCCACGACAGAAAGCUCACACGUUCACAUUUUUUCUACUUCGCCGGAGCCGCUGCUCAUCCAUCCGACAAUUAAUCCCCGGAUCACCGAACGAGCCGCAAAUUAAAGGAAAAGCUAAACAGUCCGGACGAGGUGGGAGGCAGUACGGUGGUAGCGGAGGAGGGUGUCGCGGGGGACAUAAGGAAGGGCCUCAGCGGCGGGUGCCGCGCUUCGCCGAUGACUAUGGCUGAGAGUGCCGUGGAGGACGCUGCCGCGCCCCCGGGACCCGCCAAACCUCCGCCCUGCACCAACAACAACACGUUAUCGGCUACGGCGAAUCGCAAUCACCGGCACCGGAAGCGCAAGCGACUGUCUCAGGUACUCGACAUCCUCCAGGCGCACAGAAGCUCCCCAUCCGAGGGCGAGGUGUUUCGCUUCGACGGCACCACCGCGGUAUCCGAGGAGGACGAAGAGGUGUUCGGAUCGUCGAGGUCGCCGCUCGCCGACAGUCCGGGUAGAAUAAAUUUCUCCCCUUUGAGAUUGAAGGAGGAAAUCAACGCCGCGAACGUCGACGAUGACGUAACGCACAAUUUGACCGCUCAAAGAGACGCAACGUCUUUCGCCUCUGGAGCGGGACAAUACGGUAGAAAAAAUCUCAGGCUACCGACCUACCAUCCCGCGAUGAGGUACGCCGGAUGUGCCUGCGUUCACUGCGCCGCCACACCUCCGUUACUUCUGCCAUCGCCGGCGUCUCCCCUGACCCCGUUGACGCCCCUGACGCCCCUGACGCCGGCUUCGUUGACCCCGUUGACCCCGGUGUCGCCGUCCUCCUACAGUUUCGAGCACUACCUCCACACCAAGUACCUUCCGGACAUAUUCAGACGACGGAGUCACUCGGACUCGGACGUUCCCGGAUGGGAGAGCAAGUCACCCCAGAUCCUCCAAGGACCCCAGAGGAGCGGUUCUCUGGAGAGCGACGCGACGUCGAGGACCGCCGCGACCACGACGACCACCGCCGCCGGAUCGACCGGCGCGAACAACAUGCAGGGCACCGCGAGUCCUCAGGAUCUGCCCCUGGAUUUGUCGAUGAAAAAAUGGGGCGCCAGACCGCCAGCCCUCCAAAUACUGCCGCCCGGCAUAGUGACCAGGGGUUCGGUGAGCGUCCCCGUGGUGAGGGGCGACGUAGCCUCCCCGACCACCAAGGAGAGCGUCGCCGUUCGUUACAACCUCGAGGUAUCGCCGGUGGUGGAAGAAAUGCCGCCGGGCGCCGACGUUGCCUACGUGUGUCCGGUCUGCGGGCAAAUGUUCAGUCUCCACGAUCGAUUGGCCAAGCACAUGGCUUCGAGACACAGGAGACAGGGGCCGCAAGACGCCUCGGCUAAGGCCUACCUGUGCGACGUUUGCAAGAGAAGUUUCGCCAGAUCCGACAUGCUCACCAGACACAUGCGGCUUCACACCGGCGUUAAACCUUACACGUGCAGGGUUUGCGGACAGGUUUUCAGCAGGUCGGAUCACCUCAGUACUCAUCAGAGAACGCAUACGGGUGAGAAACCUUACAAAUGUCCGCAGUGUCCUUACGCGGCUUGUCGCAGGGACAUGAUCACCAGACACAUGAGGACCCAUGCGAGGUAUCCCGACGGUCAACCGCUCAAAAGUGAAAUUGGCACGCCCGAGGGAAGCCCACCGUCGCCCGGACAGAUACAAAAUCACACCGCGGAUAACAAUUCACCGAAUUCCGGAUCGACCGCUGUCAAAAUGGAGUGGAAAAUGGAAUGACCUUUGUCAUUUGAUUUUAUUUGUUCAAUUGUUAAUGAAAUGAUGGAAAACGAAGUCAUUUUUCAUAAUAUCCAUAAUGCUGCUGCGGUACUCUGUGUUGUGAAGUUCUCUCUCUCUCUCUAUAUCUUUAUUUCUUCCCCCCUGAUUCAAAAUUACUAUUAUUUCCUGAUUUUGGGGGACUUUCAGUUAUUUUUUUCUUAUUUUUCAUUUUAUUUUUUUACUUCUCUACCAAAUCAGCGAAAAGAAAAAUGGAAGGUGCAUAUGCAGUGCGGUAUGUUUCGCUCGAUUGUUCAUUUUGCGUUUCGAUGUAAAGGUAGACCGCGUCUCAUAUCAUCGUCGUGUCAUCGUCUCGAUUAUCGCGCACACGUACUACUGGUAGAUCUCCUAUCGUCGUUUACGUAUUAAUUUAUUCACCUAAUUCUUACAUAACUGUACAUAAUUAUUCGGAAACAGUAUGAUAUUAAUAUCGCGCUAACAGUAUUAAUCUAACAAAAAUUACAUACCAUACGUAUGUAAUCUCAUCGAUUCAUUAAUUAUUCCAUAACGAACUAGAUUUGACAAUGAAGUAUAAGUUUUUUCGAGUGGAUCACAUUUCGUUCCUUUUACUGUACUUUGAUUUCUCUGAUAUUUUUGAACGCGAUAAUUUCACCUCCGAUAACUUCGUCUGCCACGUAUUAUUUCAUCGAUAAUUAAAAAUAGAGAAAAAAAAAAAUAUAUGCCAGAUCGAUCGAAAAAUUUUGAAAAAAAAUCCCUUGACGAAACGUACUCCUCACCGAUACGGAUAAACGCUAUCGAUCGUCGUCAAUCUUUUCUCGCUUGUUUCGCGUGAAACGAAAGACGGAAAAAAAAUUCUCUCAGACAAAGUUCAUUAACGUUGAUUAAUUAAUUAUUUCAUUCAUCGAGUAACAUUGUAUAAAUACAUUAUACGUAUGGUAAAACGUAUAAAAAUAAAAAAAAAACAAGCAUUCCGGAACAUAAAAAUUUAAAAAAAUAAAAUAACAAAAAAUGUACAUAUAGAUACGUCGAACGAGUAAUAAUGCACGAUGCUGUGUAAUUAGCGAAUUAUUAUUAUCAUUAUCAUUAUUAUUAAUAAUAUUAUCAUUAUCGUUAAUAUAAAUUAUCGUUAUCAAUAAUUAAUUCAUUGGGUUGACGACCAAUUUCUGGUCAUGUUCUCUUAAUAAUAUGUUUAAUAUAAUGUCAUGUGAAGUACGUUGAAAUUUGAAUUCAAUUAUCUAAGAAUAUUUUAAGGAUUAUUGUUAAAUUAAUUAUUGACUGUAAAUAUAUUUAAGUUAAAUUAUAUCCCUAUACUCAUUUUAAACUAAAACUUCAAAUCAGAUUGAAAAAGAAAAGGGAAAAAAACGUAUGCCUGUAAUAACUUUACCUACCUUUACAUAUACAUUUUAUGCUCCGACGUUGUGAUCCUUGAUACACUAUAUGUACUGUACGUAUUAUAAUUUAUGAAUCACGUGAUUAGUUUUUUUUUUAUUUUAGUAAUUUUUCGUUUUGUACGUGUUAUGAUUAGGGUAAAAAGCUGUUUCAGAAACUCAUGAUAUACAAAAAUCUGCAGUGCCAAUUUCGUUGAAUAUCGUAAUUUUCGAUUGAAUGGGUAAGAAAAUUUCUUUUCAUCUUUCUUGAGAUGAUCUUUUCCGUGCACCAUUUUUUUAUUUUAUUAUCAUUUAUUUGUUACACUUUGUCAUAAGGUACUAAUAUUUAUACCUCGUACUAACAACAAGUCGUAGACUUGUAAUCUGGAAGGCUAGGAGAAAAAAAGAAGUUGGUUCGUACUUGAUAACUGGAGAUGAUUUUCUUUUAAAGAAUUUUAAACAUUGAAAUAGAAAAAAAAAACUAAUUUUCAAAAGUUCAUCGUACAACGUACAGAGAAAGAAAAUUAUCAGUCAGAAGAAAAAUAAUCAGAUGAAAUUGUAGGUGAUAGCGUCGAUACCAGUAAUAUUUAAUAACAAAAUUAACAACACCAAUGACAAUAUUAAUUAAUAAUAAAACUUAACAGAAAAAAAUUAUGAUAAGCAUUAACAGUAACUGUACAGGGCAUUACGCGGUGCGCGUGAAAAGUUGUGAGAAAAAAAAUAUCAAACGUGGAUCCACACAUACGUAUAGGGAACGAACGGCUGUUUUUGUAUGUCGAGUUGCUCGGAUCUUUUUCCCUUAAUUAUACUAUUUGACAUUUGACAUUUUUUAGUCGAAUGCGAGAAAAAUUGUUGUUAAUCGUUAUCGAAACAUUGAUUAGUAUUUAAGUAGUUUUUCUAAACGUUUUGAUUUUUUCUAUUUGCUCUCUCGCUUGCCAUUUACCUUGCCCUAACUAAAAUAAUAUGAUUAUGCAUAACUAGUUUUUUUUUUUUUUGCACUCAUUAGUAGCUUUUUUUUUUCUAUUAUAAAGAAAAUUGAAAAAAUAUCAUUCAGUGUAAGUUGGAAAUCAUGUGAAAUUUUUCGAAUGUUAGAAAAAUGACCAAAUUCACCGAUGUGUUAAAGAUUGAUUAAGGACAAGAUAAACUUUCUCCAAAUCUACUGCAGCAGCAACACGUGUGUCAAAUGAAUAAUGAAUUAGGAUCAUUUCUCUUGGAGAGUAUCAAUGGGUAUUUGUAUUUUAUCAAUCGUUGAUCUUUAAAAACGUUUAGUUACUUCAAUCGACCGGAUUCAGGCGAUUUUUGCAUUGAAAGAAUCAAGAAGAGAAAAUUUGAAAGAGAAAAAACCGUGCCAGACAAUUAUCUAUAUAAUAUAUAUAUAUAUUGACAUGUUCAUAAUUAAUAAUUAAAUUACUUGGCUAUCAUUACAGUUAUAUUAAUAUUACUAUCAUCACUAUUUUUAUUGCUAUUACGAUACUUAUUAAUAUUACAAUCCCUAAUUAUUUUGUUAAGUGAUUAAUGAUGUUUAAUGCUUCUAUUAUUUAUUUUGUUACCCUGUUUUCUUUUCUUUUUUUUUUUUUGUACACCUCUUUACACAUCCCGUUUCCAUUCCAAAUCUCCUUUUCCCUCCCCGAAAAGAUUUCUGUUUUUUUUUUUUUUUUUUUUUUUUUCAUCAUUAUUUCGAAUUGUACAAGUUAUCGUAUUGAGAUAGGGAAAGAAGAAGUUAGUCCUGUGUGCAUUUACUAUUGUUAUAAAAAUUUUGAGCAAGAUUAAAUCGUAUUUUUGUUGUAACAAUUGAUCGGAUGUAAAAUGAAACGUUUUAGUUCUCAUUUAAUUAUCAUUAGGCAUUUUGUUCUUCAUCAUUACUUCGAUUACCGAUUUUUCGGAUUAUUAAAUUUUGUAAAAAUAUUAAUUAUUGAAUAAAGAAGAAACGAGAUAUCACAAUCCUCGCGAUGAACGAAUGAAUUAUUGAAAACGAAUAGAUGAAUAAAAAUAAUCACAGCCUAUUUUUGUAACGGUAGUAGAUGAGAUGAAAAACGCUAUUAAAGGAAAAAAUAAAUUGACAAAAAUUAAAAAAAAAAAAAUUAAAAAACCAGAAAAAAAAACCGCUAAUUAAAGUAAUAAUAAUAAGAAACAUAAAACCUUUCAUGGUAAAUAUGUAUAAAUUAUUGAAGAUUGUGUACGUUAAUUUAUAAAAUAUGUUGUGUUUACAAAUCGUGCCAGAAUGAUGAAAUAUAAUUUUUGAACGAA
Athalia rosae (coleseed sawfly) is the source of this 7307-nucleotide messenger RNA. It is a transcript of the gene klu, whose product is annotated as zinc finger protein 362. Lineage: Eukaryota; Metazoa; Arthropoda; Insecta; Hymenoptera; Athaliidae. The coding region runs from base 2158 to 3696 and encodes 512 amino acids. Gene Ontology annotation, biological process: regulation of transcription by RNA polymerase II. The record is from RefSeq and is a predicted model, not a curated record. The transcript is spliced from 2 exons. Gene Ontology annotation, molecular function: RNA polymerase II cis-regulatory region sequence-specific DNA binding; DNA-binding transcription factor activity.